Molecule: messenger RNA, 360 nt
Organism: Sorex araneus (European shrew)
Lineage: Eukaryota; Metazoa; Chordata; Mammalia; Eulipotyphla; Soricidae
Gene: TEX48
Product: testis expressed 48
Exons: 4
Coding region: 1-360 (119 amino acids)
Source: RefSeq, a predicted model, not a curated record
AUGUCAGCCCAUCAGAAUCUCUUCUCGAAGAUCUUCUGUUUAUGCUGCAAAGCCUGUAAGAAAUCCGGUGCCACAGAUGAUUCCAGUAAGACCCAAGAGCAUCAGCCACCAAUCACCGGUUCGUGGUCUCAGAAGAAACUCGACAAGAAAGCUGCCCAAUCCACCAAAUGGCCCUCUCCCCGCUCUUCGGAACGACUGCUGGCCGAUUCUGAAAGGAAAGACGACUGGGACUGGGCCGUCAACUCUGAUUUUAUAGAUGACAUUUCACAUGUUUCCCCAAGGGGGUUUUAUAAGAGGAACCUAAACCGCUACUCUCAGCAGCACUGGCCCUACCAGCCAUGUCGCAUUGGCCGGCCCUGA